UAUCCAGCUGACGUUUGAGGCUUAAAUAGAAUAUGCCUUCAUCCCUUUUUGUUAUAAGGGAACACCCAUUGAGCUUUUCUUAUAAGGCUGGCUCAUCUCACGUAACUUGUCAGUUGAUGCUCACAAAGGACAGAGCAGACAGCUCAACUAUUUUCAUCUUCCCCCUUGGUACUUUUUUAGUUGCCUGCAUUGACUAGUUCUAUAGCAUUCUCUGCAAAACCCGAGGGGACCAUGUCUGCCUUUGGAUACAGGAGAGAAAUAAGCAAGUAUGAAGACAUUGAUGAAGAUGAGCUACUUGCUUCACUGUCACCAGAGGAGCUCAAAGAGCUGGAAAGAGAAUUGGAGGACAUUGAACCAGACCACAAUCUUCCGGUUGGAAUGAGGCAAAAAAGUUUAACCGAGAAAUCUCCAACAGUUAACUUUAGCAGAGAAGCGCUGAUGGCAUAUUGGGAGAAAGAAACCCAAAAGUUAAUGGAGAAAGAAAUUGGUUCAAGUUCUGAGGAGGAGGAGGAAGAAGAAGAUGGAAGUGAAGAAGAUGACUUUAUAGGGAGCAACAGUGAGAUUUCUGAAGAGGUUUAUACAGAGGAAGAUGAAGAAGAAGAAGAAGUAGAAGAAGAAAAAGAAGAAGAAAAAGAAGGAGAGGAAGAUGAAGAAGUAGAAGAAGAAAAAGAAGGAGAAGAAGAAGAAGUGGGAGAGGAGGAAGAAGUCACUGAAGAAGAGGAGCAGGAAGAAGAAGAGAGCGAGAUAGAGGAUAGUGAAAAGGAAGAUACCGCAGAAAAGGAUGAUUGUGUAGAAAAAGCUGACCAAGCCAUAAAAAUUCCUAUACAGAUCCCAGUAAUAAAGUGCAAUGGAGUUGCUGUUGAAAAACCUACCUGCAAUGGAUUCAAUGCAAAUCAUGGCAAAUAUAACAGACAAUCUGAUGAAACAAUGAAUAAUAAGACAUCUACAAGUCUUGUGCUGUCAAACCCAACUGUUAUUGAGGACGUUUUGGAAAGCAUUAAAAACAAUGAUCCUGAGACUUUAGAAAUCAACCUAAAUAAUAUGGAGAACGCAAAAGCUGAUACAUUGGUGGCAUUUGCAGAAGCUCUGAAAGACAACACGAAUGUUAAAACAUUAAGCUUAGCAAACACUCAUGCUGAUGACAAUGUUGCAAUAGGUAUUGCUAAUAUGCUGAGGGUUAAUAAAAGUAUUACUUGCCUAAACAUUGAAUCAAAUUUUGUAACAGGAAAGGGAAUAUUAGCCAUCAUGCGAGCUCUUCAAUAUGCAAACAAUGUGCUGACAGAACUGCGGUUUCACAAUCAGAGACACAUCAUGGGAAGUCAGGUAGAAAUGGAAAUCGUAAAAUUGUUAAGAGACAAUACAAGUAUUGUGAAGCUGGGUUAUCAUUUUGAGCUUCCAGGUCCUCGCAUGUCUAUGACAGGAAUCCUAACACGAAAUAUGGACAAACAGAGACAAAAAAGAAUGCAAGAACAAAAGGAAUCCGGUUACGAUCCUACACCUAAGCAUUUGCAGAGAGGGACUCCAGGGUCCUCACCAUACCCUUCACCUAAAAGCUCACCAUGGUCAUCUCCAAAAGUCACUAGAAAGGUUUAUUCUACUGUUACUAUACCUCCAUCUAAAAGCUCUCCAAGAUCAUCUCCGAAUGUCACUAGAAAGGUUCAGUCUUCUGUUACUAUACCUCCACCACCACCUCCACCACCACCACCACCUCCUGCUCCACCACUACUUCCAAUAAUUCAAGAAAAAAAUAUUCCAACUAGAAAUAUAGCUGCAGUUAUAAAGCAACAUGAAAGAUCAGCCAAAAAAAUUCAAAAUGGACAGAGUAAAACAAAGGGGAAAAAAGGCAAAAGAGUACAAAAUAAUUUUUUUAAAGAAAUUAAGGAUUCAUUAAGGUCAAUUUCAGACAAGAAAAGUGAAGAAGGUUCAAGACCAUCAACACCACAAAGAUCUGCACGUGAUGAUCUCAUGGAAUCUAUAAGAGGCAGCAGUAUAAGGCAGCUUCGGAAGGUGGAAGUCCCAAAGUCACUUCGAUAAUAUUGACUGUAGAAGAGUUGAC
Hyla sarda is the source of this 2056-nucleotide messenger RNA. RefSeq names its product leiomodin 2 (gene LMOD2). The coding region runs from base 232 to 2034 and encodes 600 amino acids. NCBI's taxonomy places the organism in Eukaryota, Metazoa, Chordata, Amphibia, Anura, Hylidae. Gene Ontology annotation, molecular function: actin binding; tropomyosin binding. The transcript has 3 exons. Gene Ontology annotation, cellular component: myofibril; striated muscle thin filament. The record is from RefSeq and is a predicted model, not a curated record. Gene Ontology annotation, biological process: myofibril assembly; pointed-end actin filament capping; muscle contraction.